This is a messenger RNA of Topomyia yanbarensis, 3687 nucleotides long. RefSeq lists its product as uncharacterized. NCBI's taxonomy places the organism in Eukaryota, Metazoa, Arthropoda, Insecta, Diptera, Culicidae. The coding region runs from base 1 to 3687 and encodes 1228 amino acids. The record is from RefSeq and is a predicted model, not a curated record. The transcript has a single exon.
AUGCCUUCUGUGGAUCUGAGGCAGUUGUUGAAACAGGAGCGCCAGGUGAAAUUAUCGCUAGAAAAUGUACAGGAGUUUGUAGACAACUAUCAAGAGGAACGUGAUAAGGGCAUGGAGGAGCUACGAUUGAAACAGUUAGAUGAAAUUUAUAAUAAAUUUUGUGAUGUCAGAGUGAAAAUUGAAUUGCUGUUAGACGAACGAGGUGCAGGAGCGAAACAAGAUAGUGAUGAUGAGACCGCCGGGAAAGCUACAAUCAUGUCGAAAACUGUGCAAGAUGAAAACGCGAGAUCUUUUAAAGAUUUUGAAAAUUCGUGUUUCAGACUCAAAAAUGUUUUACUUGGUAAGUGCACACAGCGCGCUGGAAUAAUUGCUGAUCGUCAGCCGAUUGUUGCUGGUUCAGUUCAACCCUCCCGUACGAAAUACCCGGAGCUGAAGCUUCCUACUUUUUCCGGGAAAUUGCAGGAAUGGAUCAAUUUUCGUGAUAAUUUCAAGUCAUUAAUUCAUGAUAACGGAGACCUGUCUACAAUUGAUAAAUUCAAUUAUUUGCGCGCAUCUCUGAAGGAUGAAGCUUUACUUCAAAUUAAUCAGGUUCAAGUUACUGCUGCAACAUAUAAUAUUGCUUGGACUAUCCUUGGAGCAAAGUACGAAAACCAUAAAUUAAUUGCGCAGGAGCAUCUCAAGGCGUUGUUCAUGGUCCCUGCAAUGAAAUCAGAAUCUUUCGAAGCGUUGAACGCUAUUCUAAUGACCUUCAAGAUAAAUCUUCAGCAAUUAGAAAAAUUGGGUGAGAGAACAGAUAACUGGAGCACGAUCCUCGCGUUUAUGAUGUCGCAGAAGUUGGACAACGAUACUCUACGUCAUUGGGAGACCCACCAUAGUUCAAAGGAUAUUCCGAAGUACUCAGCUUUAGUGGAAUUUCUGGAAAACCAUUGUUCGAUCCUACUUUCAACAUCUUCACGCAGAGGAAUAGAGUACAAACGUCCAUUUAAGGCUCCCGCUGUUCACACGGCUAUUACAGCGACCAGCAACUGCUCAAUUUGCAACGGCGGAUCUCAUUCGUUGGAACAGUGUCGACGGUUCAACAAAAUGAGGGUGAUUGACAGGAAAAUGGCCAUCCGAAGACUUGGGUUAUGCUUAAAUUGUCUACUUUCCGAACAUUUCGUUGCGGAAUGCACCAGAAACCCAUGCGGCAAGUGCGGUCAGCGCCAUCACCAUUUGUUGCAUCCCUUCGUGCCCAGCCAACUUGGUGGAGCACCAAACACCAACCAAAACCAAACACAGAACAACCCGAGAAGACCUCAAGCCGCGAAUUCACAACACCAGUCGCAAUUACAAUCGCACACAAAUGCUCAAUCCCGGACGAACAAUUCUCAAGUAAACCCACAACAAACACCAGUUCAGAACACAGUCUCGCAACCAACACGACAGCCACCUCCCACUCCUACUUCCGCCACGUCACUCCACACUGCUACACUACACAACACUGUACAUCAUCGAAACACUACACUUCUGUCAACCGCAAUCAUCAAACUAGGCGACCGAUCAGGAAACACGAUCAUCGCUAGAGCGCUAUUAGAUAACGGUUCACAGAUUUGCAUGAUCACUGAAAAUCUGUCCCAGAAGCUCAAUUUCAAACGACUUCGUGAAAAUUUGCCUGUGAAAGGGGUUGGAAGUUCAUUGACCAUUUCCAAGCAGUCUAUCCUUGCGAAGGUUUUGUCGCGAUGUUCAUCCUACGAGACAGCUGAGUUGAAGUUUUUCGUAGUACCGCAGAUCACACUGAAUUUGCCACAACGAAGUUUCGAUAUAAGUUCCUGGAAGGUGCCUGCCGAAAUCCAGCUUGCUGAUCCAAAAUUAUUCGUAUCCAAUACCGUAGAUGUGAUUUUGGGAGUGGCAAUCUUUUAUGAUCUACUGUUGAACGAGCAGUUGAAACUUCUCGAUGAAGGUCCUAUUCUACACAACACCGAGCUAGGUUGGAUUGUGGCUGGAGAAAUAUCCGAUGAUCCAACUACUACGUUCAGCGCUACAGUUGCCACAUCGAUAACCACCGAAGAGGUCUACGAACAACUGUCUAGAUUCUGGGAACUGGAGUCAUGUCGAACGAAGAGCUGUCUGUCCAUCGAAGAGUCAGCAUGUGAAUCUUUUUUUGAGCAGACGACAUCACGAGAUAAGGACGGAAGAUUUAGAGUAGCGCUUCCAAAGAAGGAGUUCAUGAUGGAACGGCUUGGGAAUUCCAAAUCGAUUGCCACUAAACGCUUUUUGGCCCUUGAGAGACGAUUGAAUGCUAAUCUGGAAAUGAAGGCUCUUUACACGGAAUUCAUCCACGAAUACUUGUUGAUGGGCCAUAUGAGGGAGAUCAACGAUAACGACAGGGACCCAGUCCAUGCAUAUUACUUGCCGCAUCAUGCAGUGAUGAAGCCCGAUAGCACCACGACAAGGCUCAGAGUGGUGUUCGACGCUUCGUGUGCGACAGAUACGGGAGUUUCGUUGAACGAUGCGCUCAUGGUUGGACCAGUGGUCCAAGAGGAUCUGCUGUCCAUUUUGGUUCGAUUCCGGCUUCACAAGUUCGCAAUUAUAGGCGAUGUGGAGAAAAUGUACCGCAUGGUUAAUGUUCAUCUGCAAGAUCAGCCUCUUCAAAGAAUUCUGUGGAGGGAAUGUAUUGACGAGUCUAUUCGUACAUAUCAACUAUCCACUGUAACGUACGGAACGUGUUCAGCGCCCUAUUUAGCGACUCGGUGUCUUAACAAGUGCGCCGAAGAAGGAGAAGAGAAGCAUCCACUGGCCGCCAGUACUAUAAAGAAGAACUUUUACGUGGACGACAUGUUAGCAGGUGCUGAUUCGGUUAAAGAGGGUGUUAAGCUUUGCAACGAAGUUUUAUCACUUCUUGGUUCGGCAGGAUUCAAUCUUAGAAAAUUACACUCAAACGAGCCAGAGAUUUUGAGAGGCAUUCCAUCAUAUCUGCGGGACAAGCGUGAGGUCCUUGAUAUUGAUUCGACUUCCACUGUAAAAACGCUGGGUCUCAUCUGGGAGCCAUCAACGGAUAACUUCUGGUUCAAGCUGCCGCGGUGGAAUCCUGCUACCCCUAUUACACACCGUAUUGUUUUAUCAGAUGCAGCUCGUUUGUUUGAUCCCUAUGGAUUAGCAGGGCCAGUAAUUGUUCGAGCGAAAAUGUUUCUCCAAGAACUUUGGAAAGGAAAGUAUUCUUGGGAUGAACCAUUGAGCCAACAAUUGCAGCUAGAAUGGUUGGAGUUUAGGAGCAGCAUGGAGAGACUAAGCGCAAUUUCCGUACCCCGCUGGAUUGCAUUUAAUGACAAUGUAGUCGCAUGCGAACUCCACGGAUUUUGCGACGCCUCGGAAAAGGCAUACGGUGCUGUUAUAUACUUACGCUGUGUUGCGCAGAAUGGCCAAGUGACCGUUCGACUAGUGAUGGCAAAAUCCAAGAUAGCACCAUUGGAAGAUCAGGGCAGACGAAAGAAAAGGCAAUCAAUACCCAGAUUAGAAUUGUCAUCAGCAUUGUUGCUAGCGCAUUUAUACGAAACAGUAUCAAGCAGCAUCCAGAUUUCUGAAAAGGUCUACUUCUGGACUGAUUCGACCAUCGUUAAAUAUUGGCUAUCGUCACAUCCAUCCAGAUGGCAAGCAUUUGUGGCCAACCGCGUAUCGGAGAUACAACAUAUAACUCGAGGAGGUACCUGA